GUCUAAUUGGUAUGCGUUUAUAUAACCUAGAAUAAAAAGAUUACCCUCCAUGAUCCAGACCGUCGAAUGCAUUUUGCAAAAUUAUUGACUAGUGAUGCGUUUUACAGCAAAGAGCAUCCUCUAAAAUAUUUUGCCAGCUUCUUCUUAAGCAUUUGUCAAUCACGUUAUAAAAGAUUGUGCAAGCAGUGGAGACAGUGGGGUGAUGAUUUGGCUAUUGUGACCAUAUCAUAAUCAUAAAAUUGUUUACAUCAGUUAAAGGAACAAAAAAGGUUUAAGAUGGUGAAGAAGAGUGGUCGGAUGUCAUCUACGAGCCUGCGGAGUGGCGCGGCGAUGCCCAUGUUGAUGAUGGAAUGCUGGGACGAGAGCCUUAGUCCGGUGCAGAUAGCGGCCUACAAAGAAAAAGUACUGGAGUGUCAAAGGUCACAGGAAAAGGUGAGAGAAGCUCAUCGCCUGGCCCAGCUCGGUAAAGCUAUUGUUACUGUCCUUGAUGAUCCUCGGAAGCGCGUCCCUCCCCCGACACUACAGCAGCUCAGUCCUGAAGUGAUACAGGGGGCCCAGGCGCCGCGAUCUACACCACAGGAGCCACCAAGGUCUACUAGUCCUGAUAUUAUCUUUAUUGGGGAGAGUCCACCUGUACAGAAGACACCACCGGCACCACCCGCCCAGGUAGCUCAGGCCAGGGCACCGCUAAGUCACUUCCCUGCGGUUCCUCGACAGCUGGUACAGACCGUCCAGAUGCCCGGGAUUCAGCUGCAGAGGUUUCCCUCCCAUCAGCCACAGACAACAGCGCUACAGAUUCAAGGGGGAAGCAUCAUUAUUCCUCAGAGAGCCAACAUACAGCAAACUCUACAGCAGUUAACGCCAGUAGAUGGCACCUAUGGUAUUGGGGUCAAAAGGGCAUUACCACAGCAACUGGAGGACACCAGUCCGAAACGCAAGAGAGUGGAAACAGACAAUCAAGGUAACUGGGUGCCGCUGGAUGAGUUUUAUUACGGAAAGAUGGAGGGAGACCCAACAUACAGCGAAGAAAAGAAUGAAUUCAGGUUCAAGUGUUGGUACUGCAAUAAGAUGUUGUAUAACAACAUUAAGGCAAUGAUGCACAUCCAGGGCCAUAUUGACUCCAGUAAACAACAGAACAUCGACCUGAGUGACCUGACGCAGUGUAAACACUGCUAUAGACAGUUUGAUACACCAUUUGAGAUGCAAACUCAUGUGGAAAAGGUACAUAUGAAUAACGUGAAUGUGCUGAUGUGCCGUAUUUGUGAGCGGGACCACCAGUCACGUCAGGCCCUGAUGACACACAUGCGGGUCAAUCACAAUGCAUGUGAGAUGCCGUACAUCUGCCAGCUAUGUAAAUUCCGAUCUUCCAUGUACAGUGACGUCGUCGACCAUUUCAAAAAGAAACACGACAGCUCGCAGCACAUUCUGUGUCUAUACUGCCUUAAGGUGUUUGCGGUUAAGUUCGUGUCGCAAGGGUGGGGCCAGACCCAGACUUAUUAUGGACAUCUCCUUAAGCAUCAGUCUAAGUCCAACAGCAAGAAGUGCACCUUCUGUAGGCUGACCUUUGUCAACCCCGCCGACUGUAAAACACACAAAAAGAAGGACCAUGCCGCCAAUCAAAAGGGAAUAGAUUCCAGACCCAGUGUCUAUGGACAGGACAUGAUGAUCAAGGUCCCGGAGUCUGGACUGUCCAGUAAACAGGCGCUGAAGUCCCUGAAUGCCCCCGCCGUCAGUAAAGUCCUGGACUUCGGUGGAACGCGAUUCCCUUACGCCGUGAACUACAACAGCUGUGUGGAGUGUAAAACUGUAAUGGGGACACCGGAUCAUUUCAGAAAACACAUAGAGUGUUCCAUGUGUCGAUUUGCCACCAGUUGCAGCAUCGCAUAUGCUAAUCACAUGAUGGGCUUCCACUCGGGUCAAAUGUCAAGCCUCAAUCUGAACAUACCCUGGGAACGACCAAUGAAGGAGCCCAUGCACUGUCUCUGUGGAUUUGUCAGUCGCUAUGGCAACAAGAUUGCAAAUCACCUGGUGUACUGUACAAAGAGAUCCUGUUAUAGCACCAAGCCAGCCCCAGUCGUCAGGGAGACUGAAGCUCAAGAGGAUGUUGACCCGAGAUACAAACCUGGGGCCUCACUUCUAGAUGCGCUGGGACUCGUAAAAAAGAAAAACGUUUCCACAAAUCCUAAUGAAGACGAGAUGAAAAGUGUAAUAACAUUUGAAAAUAACACUGAAAGAAUGGUUCCUGAACUAUUGGAUAAUGGUGAGAGAAUAAAUGAGACAAACAAAGAGGUUACAAAUGAGGCAAUAACAAAUGAGGAACCUGAAACUACUACAAAGGAGAAAUCUGAUAACGAGGCUAAAGCAAUCGGAGAAUUUGAAAGUGAGGCUACAACAAAUAAGGAAUCUGAGAGUGAGGCUGCAACAAAGGAGAAAUCGAAGAGUGAGGCUGAAAUUGAUAAAGAUUAUGAAAAGGAGGUUACAGCAAAUACAAGGUUUGAUAGUGAGGCUACAACUAAUAAGAAAACUGAAAGUGAGGCUGAAAUAGAUAAAGAUUCUGAAAAGGAGGCUGCUGCAAAUGAGGAAUCUGAAAGUGAGGCUGAAAUAGAUAAAGAUCCUGAAAAGGAGGCUGUAGUAAAUGAGAAAUCUGAAAGUGAGGUUGCAAGGAAAUUAAUGAAGCAUAGUGAGUUAACAUUCACUGUAACUGAGAGUUACCAAAGAGAAGAGACAGAUGAAAACAAUGCUGAUAAUUCAUCUAUUACAAUGCCAGACGAGCUGAAACAAAAUGUUCAAACAGAUCUUAAAGCUGAAAAAGACUUUGCUCCAGAACAGCUGCAUUCCUCAGAUCAUCCAGCUGAAACUGUGGCGUUAGAUUUGUCCCAUGUUAGCAUGAUACAGCCAAGCAAAGAAGAUCUUAAUGAUGAAGUUGAUGAUGAUGAAUGUGAUGACGAUGAUAGUCGUAGCAUGACACAGACAGACAGCAGAGAUAUUGAUGAUGAAGUUCCAGAAGAUGUCCUUGUUGACAAUUAUAGUGUAAACAUGGCACAUCCAGGCAAUGAAGAUAUUGUUGAGGAAGUUACUGAAGAUAUUGGUAGCCAUAUCAAUGAUGGUAUUAGCAUGACAAAAUCAAGCAUUGAAGAUCUUGGUGUUGAAGUUAAUGGUGAUGUUGAUGACAAUGUGAGUGUUAGCAUGAAGGAGACAGGCAGCAAAUAUAUUGGUGAUGAAAUUACAGAAGAUGAUGAUGACUAUGAUAGUGCUAGCAUUAAACAUCCAGACAUCAAAGAUAUUGGUGAUGCAGUGAAUGAACAUGGUGUUGAUGACAGUUUUAGAGUUUGCAUGCCCAAUUCAGGCAGUGAAGAUCUUAAUGGUGAAGCUAAAGAAGAUAUUGGUAGCCAUAACAAUGAAAGUAAUAGCAUGACAAAAUCAAGCAUUGAAGAUCUGGAUGUUGAAGGUAAUGGUGAUGUUGAUAACAAUGAGGGUUUUAGCAUGAAGCAGACAGGCAGCAAAGAUAUUGGUGAUGAAGUCACUGAUGGUGCUGGUAAUGAAGAUAAUACUGUAAACAUGACACACCCAGGCAGUGAAGAUAUUGGUGCUAAUGUGAAUGAAGAUGUUGAUGAUGAUGAUGAAAGUGUAAGCAUGAUACCGCCAGGCAGUAAAGAUGUUGUUGAGGAAAUUACUAAAGAUGUUGGUAGCCAUAACAAUGAUAGUGUUAGCAUGUCAGAAUCAAGCAUUGAAGAUCUUGAAGGUGAUGUUGAUAACAAAGAGAGUGUAAGCAUGAAGCAGACAGGCACUGAAGAUGUUGUUGAUGAAGUUACUGAAGAUGUUGAUGACGAUUGUUUUAGAGUUAGCAUGUCACAGUUAUGCAGUGAAGAUCUUAAUGCUGAAGUUAAUGGAGAUGUUAAUGAUGACAAUGAUAGCAUGAUACAGCCAGACAGCAAAGUCACAGAUGAUAAAGUUUUUGAUGUUGUCGAUGAUGAUUAUAGUGUUAGGAGACAACCAGGCAGGGAAAAUAUUGGUGAUGAAGAUGCUGGUGAAGAUGGUGAUAGAGUACUUAGCAUAACACAGCAAUGCAGCAAAGAUCUAAAAGAUGAACUUAAUAAAGUUGUUGUUGAUGGGGAUGAUAGUGUGAGCCUGAUACAGCCAAGAAUGGAACAUAUUAAUGAUGAACUUAAUGAAGAUGUUUGUGAUGAUAAAGAAAGUGUUAGCAUGACACAGCCAGCAAAUGAAGUUCUAAAUGCCGCAGUUUAUAAAGAUGUUGAUAGUGACAAUAGUGGAAACAUGAUAAAGCCGGGCAGUGAAGAUCCUAAUGAUGAUGAAGUUACCGAUUAUGUUGCUGAUGAUGAUUAUAAUGUUAUCAUACAACCAGGCUCCAAAGAUGUUGAUCAUGAAGUUACAAAAGAUGUCUACAUUGACAUUGAUAGUGUGAGCAUGACACGGCCAGGCAAUGAAGAUUGGGAAGAUGAUGUAGGUGAUGAUACUAGUGAUGAUGAUAAUGAGGAAGAAGAUGAUAUUCCUUCAGAAGAGAAAAGACUUUCAAGCCAUGAAGAAGUGGAGGAGGUGGAUACUGAGGAUGUCAGGCUGGUAAUUACUGACAGAGAUGAAAAGGAGAUGAUGAGUGGUAAAGGUCUUCCUUAUGGGGAAUUCAUAAUCAGAGCAGAGGACAAUCCCAAUAUAUACACCAGAAAGCUUGCAAGAAACAUGGAUCAAAGUAAUAGCCAGCAAUCCAUUGAGAAACUGAAUUGUGUGAGGAAGAAAAAGCACUGUUGUUUUAUAUGCCAGAAAAUGUCCUUUCAUUUGCCCUCCCAUUUUUCACUCCAUCACAGUUCAGACCCAGCUGUAGUCGGAGCUCUGAGCUGUAAUGUGACUAACAGGAAAAAAAUUUAUGACAGAUUACGUGCCAGGGGAGAUCACUUACACAACACAAUGGUGAUGAAGGAAGGGAAAGGGGAACUAAUUCUCUCAUGCAGAAAAGGGAGAUUUAAUUCCAAGGAUUUCGGUCCUUGUCCAAAGUGUCUUGUUUGGCUGCACACCAGGAAUCUAAAAAAACACCAGAGAAAAUUUCAUAACUGUUCACUAGGUGACAGUAAAUGGGGGUGCAGAUCAACUUUUGUGAACCACACGCAAGGCACUGUUCUAAUUUAUACACUUUCCAAACCAAGAACACAGGAUAAGCCAGGUAGCUCAGCUGAAGAACCAUCACAUAGAAAAUUAUUUCAUGAAAAUGAGAAUGAGAAGCUACCAAAGGAAGAAAACCCGUUGUUACUUCAGUCCUCAAAAUCUGAUGUUGGAACCACUUUUCCUGACAAGUUGGCUUCAGCUUUAACCAAGAGUUUUGAUAGACAAGAGCAAAAUGAGCAUAACACAGGAAAUUUUUGUAGUGGAAUUCCAGAUGUUGAGCAGAAUUAUCAAACAGAGCAUCCAGUUGUAGCAGAAAAAGAAUCACCUGUACGUCAGCCGGGUGAGGGAAAGUUAUCAGUUUCUGAUGUAAGUGUUGCAAACCCAGGCAGUGAAGCUCUGGAACAAGAUCUAAGUGAUGAUGUCAGUGAUGAUGAGGAGGAAGAAGAGGAUAUUGUUCCUUCACUGGGGAAUGCUAGGAAGGAACUAGACAAUUUAUAUGGAAGUAGCUUUCCACAUCGAAGCCAUCAAUUAGUUGAAGAAGAAAAAAAUGAAAUUGACAAUAUGGAUGAAUCUGAUGACGUUGGGGUUAGAAGAGAUGAAGAGGCAAUGAGUGAAGAUGAUUUUUCUUCAGAGGAGGCCAUUGUCAGGGUGACAGACAAUACAAAGCCUUUCAUUAGAAGAGUUUUAAAAACAGAAAAUUCCAUUGUUAUUGCAGAAGAUAAUCCGAAGAUUUACAUUAAAAAGGCUUUGAAGAGUGUAGACAUUAGUAAUAGCGGUCAACCCACAGAGAAACUUGAGCGUGCGUAUCAUCAGAAGCACUGUUGCUUUUUCUGCCAGAAAAUGACUCUUCAUAUACGUGAUCACUUGGUGAGGCGUCACGGAUCAGACCCUACUGUACAGGAAGCACUCAGUGUUAACCGAUUUGAUAGAUUCAAGCACAUACGGGCAAAGGGGGAUCAUUUACACAACAUGAAAGUAAUGAAGGAAGGCAAAGGGGAGCUCAUUCUCUCUCGUAGAACGGGGAGUUUUAUUUCCGAAGAUUUCAAACCUUGCCCUGAGUGCCUUGAAUGGAUGCAUUGGAGAUCGAUUAAUAGACACUACAGGAGGUUUCAUAAGCAUUGCGAAAAGAUCAGUCAGUUGGAGAGCAAUACCACUUUGGAUGGCAAGAAGCAACAUGCUGUUUCGGUCUCUACAUCAUCAGAGUGUAUCUUACAGGACAAGUCAGGUAAUACAGUUACCUCAACCAAAACUUACCACAGAGAAGAGACACAUGUUGAUAAUGGUGAUAAUUCAUCAAGAAGAAUACCAGAUGUUGCUAUGGAUCAAGGUUCUAAUACAGAACAAAAAGCUGUAGCUGAGAAGGAGUCUUCUGAAAAACAACUUAAUGAGAGAAAUUUCUCAGAAUUAUCAACUGCAACUACGGAUUUGAAUUUGUCCCAUCUAAGCACGACACAGCAAAGCAGUGCAGGUCCGGAAGAAGAUGUUAAUGAUGAUGUCAGAGAUGAUGAUAAUAGCAAGGAAGAAGAAGAUGAGGUUCUUUCAAAGAGUAGGAAGAAACUGGAUAAUUUAUAUGGCAGUAGCAUUCCAAUUCAAAGCCAUGAACUAGUCGUGGAAGUAAAAACUGAAGUUGACGAUAUGGGUGUGUCUGUGGAGGAGAGGGAAAAGAUGAGUAAAGAUGAUUUUGACGAUGGUGGUGAUAGAGGAGAUGAAGAGGCAAUGAGUGAAGUUGAUUCUUCUUUAGAAGAGGUCAUUGUCAGGGUGGCAGAGAAUACAAAGAUUUACCUUAACGAUCCCAGGACAGAAGAUACCAUUGUUAGGGCAGAGGACAAUCCAAAGAUAUACAUCAAAAAAGUUUUGAAGAAUACAGACAUUAGUGAUCAACCCACAAAGAAACAAGAUUGUGAGGAUAAUCAGAGGCAUUGUUGCUUUUUAUGCCAGAAAAUGACACACCAUUUGCCUGACCACCUCGCGAGGUGUCACAGGUCAGACCCAGCUGUGCAGGAAGCACUGAUGAGUGACCAAAAGGGAAGGUUUGACCAGAUACAGGCAAAGGGAGAUCAUUUACACAACAUGAAAGUAGUGAAGGAGGGCAAAGGGGAGUUAAUUCUCUUGCAGACACGAGAAAGAUUCAUAUCUAAAGAUUACCAGCCGUGCUUUAAUUGUUUGAAGUGGAUGCAUAAGAGGUAUUUUGAAACACAUUUUAGAAAUGUUCAUAAGAAACCUAAAGAAAUAGACCGUGGCCGUGCAGGGAUGAUGAAUGUAUAUCACCACACGCCAGUGGCUAGCUAUAGAGAGCCAGUAGCUGCAGAACCUACACAAGCGCAGCACAAUUCUGAUAAUGUGUCUGCGCAAGUAAAUCUUAUCUAUUCUCACAAUAAAGGGACACAGAAAGAGGCCAGGAGAUUGGACAAACAGAAAUGGUCAAUAGAAGAGAAAGAGGAAUUAAAGUUGUAUUUCGGUGACUUCCUUGUGAAGAGGACUUGUCCUACGAGACUUCAGUGUCUAGAUAUUCUUCAGAGGAGUAGAGUGAUGGGCGGUGUAUUACAUAGGAUAAACUGGCAGUGCAUCAUAACGAAAAUCUCACAUGAAAAUAGGAGAAACUGUAAAUCUACGAGUACUGGAAACUUUCAGUUGAAGAGGAAAGCCAACAAGGCAAAGUCCAGAGCCAAGAACAUGAAAACAUCAUGGGAAAAAGCCAUGAGCAAGUCUAUUCAGACAUCCCAUAAAGUGUUAGCACGUAAAAAAUCGAAAAGUGGACUGAAGCACAAGUCUGGAAAAAGAAUUAGCGAUUUGUCUGCUAUGUUUAAACGGAAACGCUGGACAGAAGAGGAGGAGCGUGAACUAAACUUUUACUUUGGCAGCUACCUCGCAUCCAAAACUUGUCCAUCUAAAAGGGAAUGUAUGAAGGUCAUAGCAAAGAGUGCUGAGCGCGGGGGAGUGAUACACAAAAGGUACUGGCAAAAUAUCAUCAAGAAGAUAUCGGCUGUAAACAACAAAAACAGAAAAUUGGUAGGUGUGUCCACUGAAAAUAAAAAUCCGGAGGAAACGAAAUUACCUAAAACAGAAACAAGCGUUGAAGAACAUGACAAAAAACCGUCUGAGACAGAAACAAGCAUUGAAGAACAUGACAAAAAACCGGCUGAGCCAGAAACAAGCAUUGAAGAAUGUGACAAAAAAGCUGCGGAAACAUUGGAAAAUAGACAAAAAGAUGCCACAUCAAGCGUUACUUUGCCUCUGAAGUCAGCCAGUAACCAGGAAAAAGAGGACUCUGAGAGGUUUUCCCACAUUGUUGAGCAUAAGAUCUGGUCUAAAGAGGAAUUAGACGAACUACAACUAUACCUGGGAGACUUCCUGGCCACCAAGACGUGUCCUUCAAAGAAGCGGUGCUUGGAAGCCAUAGAAUGGAGCCGAGAGAAGGGAGGGGUGCUCCAAAACAGAUACUAUCACAACAUUAUCAAGAAAAUCUCCUUCGAAAACAAUAAAAAGCGAAAAUCUGAAGAGAAACACAUUGGAAAUUUCGAUUCUGAUAAAACUGUUAGAACAAAAUCAGUGUCCAGCAAAGUGCCUAAUAAAAAGUCAAACAAAUCAUCGUCAAGCAAGACAUCCACUAGUGGUAAAUCUGAAGCCUCGAAAAAUAUUCAUGAGCGAAAACGUUGGUCAGAAGAAGACGAGGAAGAGAUCAGGAAAUAUUUUGGCGAGUUCCUGUCAGCAGGAACGUGUCCCUCUAAGAAACAUUGUUUAAAGGCCAUAGAGAAAAGCAAACAGAGCGGUGGAACUCUGCACACACGAUACUGGCACAAUAUUGUAAAGAAAGUAUCGAAUUUAAACAUAAAACGUUCAAAGUUUUCCAAACCAAAUUGAAUCUUAUGCCCUUUUGGGUGUUAAAACUAGUAUUCAGAUACUUGAUUAGAUAUAGACGGGUUUUAAACAGGGGACUUGAAGGCAAAUGAUAAUACUAGUACUCAGGAUACACAAAGACAGGUGUGAUAUAAGGGACUUAAAUGUAAAGGGAUGUGUAAGAUUUUUGUCUUUAAGCUUUCACAAUUGCAUUAGAUUUUGUGUUCUUUGCGUGAAUUAACAAUAUGUAUGAAUGAUACAGUCUGUAUGUAUUAUUCAAUAAAUUUUGAUUCACUGUA
This is a messenger RNA of Saccostrea cuccullata (small rock oyster), 9251 nucleotides long. RefSeq lists its product as uncharacterized. Lineage: Eukaryota; Metazoa; Mollusca; Bivalvia; Ostreida; Ostreidae. Bases 277 to 8976 code for a protein of 2899 amino acids. The record is from RefSeq and is a predicted model, not a curated record. The transcript is spliced from 18 exons.